AUGCUCUCCAAAGACCUUGGUCGCCUUCUCGUCCUAUCAGCAUUUGUAGCACUUUGUGCUAUUGUGCUAUUCCCAUCUGAAGUAGAGGGAGGAUAUGGUGAUGUUGCCAAAGCUCGAGGUGGUGUAAGACGGCGUUAUCCUUUUGGAAAAUUCCACCCAGGAUAUCCUUUUAAAAGAGGAUUUCCAGGUAAAUACAGAGGAAGGGGAAGAGGAAGAGGAAAACUCGGCAAAGGAAGAAGAGGAUACAGGUUUGGAAAGAAAUUCGGAAAGCGCUUCGGACUGAAAAGAGGAAGGGGAUACGGACGACGAAAGGGGCUCAAGAAAGGAAGGGGAAGGAAAUAUAAAUUUGGAAGGAGAGGAAAGGGUUAUGGCAGACGCCGAGGAAAGAAAAGGAGUGGAAGGAAAUACGGAAGGGGAAGAGGAAAAGGAAAGGGGAGAAGGAGAGGAAGGAAAUAUAGAGGAGGAUAUGGACCCAGAAAGCGUGUUGGAGGAAAAAGACGUAUAGGAGGAAAGUACAGGAAAGGGUACCCCAAAAAGAAGAACCCUGACAACUGCUAA
This is a messenger RNA of Saccostrea cuccullata (small rock oyster), 558 nucleotides long. Its product is annotated as TATA-binding protein-associated factor 2N-like. The record is from RefSeq and is a predicted model, not a curated record. Lineage: Eukaryota; Metazoa; Mollusca; Bivalvia; Ostreida; Ostreidae. The coding region runs from base 1 to 558 and encodes 185 amino acids. The transcript is spliced from 3 exons.